Callorhinus ursinus (northern fur seal) is the source of this 3620-nucleotide messenger RNA. It is a transcript of the gene TLL1, whose product is annotated as tolloid like 1. The record is from RefSeq and is a predicted model, not a curated record. Gene Ontology annotation, biological process: dorsal/ventral pattern formation; protein processing. Lineage: Eukaryota; Metazoa; Chordata; Mammalia; Carnivora; Otariidae. Gene Ontology annotation, molecular function: metalloendopeptidase activity; calcium ion binding; zinc ion binding.
CACAUCAGCGCGGACCGCGGACGCCUCACCUCCCGGUCCCGUCCCUUCCUUUUCCUCCAGGGGAGGAGGAUGGGGUUGCAAAAGCUUCCCCCGAGGAUGCUCGUGUGGCUGGUGGCCUCGGGGAUUGUUUUCUACGGGGAGCUUUGGGUCUGCGCUGGCCUCGAUUAUGAUUACACUUUUGAUGGGAACGAAGAGGAUAAAGCGGAGACGAUAGAUUACAAGGACCCUUGUAAAGCCGCUGUGUUUUGGGGUGAUAUUGCCUUAGAUGAUGAAGACUUAAGUAUCUUUCAAAUUGAUAGGACAAUUGACCUUACACAGAACCCCUUUGGACUUGGACAUACCACAGGUGGAUUUGGAGACCAUGGUAUGUCAAAGAAACGAGGGGCCCUCUACCAGCUUAUAGACAGGAUAAGAAGAAUUGGCUCUGGCUUGGAGCAAAACAGCACAAUUAAAGGAAAAGUACCUCUCAAAUUCUCAGGGCAAAAUGAAAAAAAUCGAGUUCCCAGAGCUGCUACAUCAAGAACCGAAAGAAUAUGGCCUGGAGGUGUUAUUCCUUAUGUUAUAGGAGGCAACUUCACUGGCAGUCAGCGAGCCAUGUUCAAGCAGGCCAUGAGGCACUGGGAAAAGCACACAUGUGUGACUUUUAUUGAAAGAAGUGAUGAAGAGAGUUACAUUGUAUUCACGUAUAGACCUUGUGGAUGCUGCUCCUAUGUAGGUCGGCGGGGAAAUGGACCCCAGGCAAUCUCUAUUGGCAAGAACUGUGAUAAAUUUGGAAUUGUUGUUCAUGAAUUAGGCCAUGUGAUAGGCUUUUGGCAUGAACACACACGACCAGAUCGAGAUAACCAUGUCACUAUCAUAAGAGAAAACAUUCAGCCAGGUCAAGAGUACAAUUUUCUGAAGAUGGAGCCUGGAGAAGUGAACUCACUUGGAGAAAGAUACGACUUUGACAGUAUCAUGCACUAUGCCAGGAACACCUUCUCAAGGGGGAUGUUUCUGGAUACUAUUCUCCCCUCUCGUGAUGAUAAUGGCAUACGUCCUGCAAUUGGUCAGCGAACCCGUUUAAGCAAAGGAGAUAUUGCACAGGCAAGAAAGCUGUACAGAUGUCCAGCGUGUGGAGAAACCCUACAAGAAUCCAAUGGCAACCUUUCAUCUCCAGGAUUUCCAAAUGGCUACCCUUCUUAUACACACUGCAUCUGGAGAGUUUCAGUGACCCCAGGGGAGAAGAUUGUUUUAAAUUUUACCACAAUGGACCUAUACAAAAGCAGUUUGUGCUGGUAUGACUACAUCGAAGUGAGAGAUGGGUACUGGAGGAAAUCACCUCUCCUUGGUAGAUUCUGUGGGGACAAGUUGCCUGAAGUUCUUACCUCUACAGACAGCAGAAUGUGGAUUGAGUUUCGUAGCAGCAGUAACUGGGUGGGAAAAGGCUUUGCAGCUGUCUAUGAAGCGAUCUGCGGAGGUGAGAUACGUAAAAAUGAAGGACAGAUUCAGUCUCCUAAUUAUCCCGAUGACUACAGACCGAUGAAGGAAUGCGUGUGGAAAAUAACAGUGUCAGAAGACUACUUUGUUGGAUUGACCUUUCAGGCCUUUGAGAUUGAAAGACAUGACAACUGUGCCUAUGACUAUCUAGAAGUUCGAGAUGGAACCAGUGAAAAUAGCCCUUUGAUAGGGCGUUUCUGUGGUUAUGAUAAACCUGAAGAUAUCAGAUCUACCUCCAAUACCUUGUGGAUGAAAUUUGUUUCUGAUGGAACUGUGAACAAGGCAGGGUUUGCUGCCAACUUCUUUAAAGAGGAAGAUGAGUGUGCCAAACCUGACCGUGGAGGCUGUGAGCAGCGAUGUCUGAACACACUGGGCAGUUAUCAGUGUGUGUGUGAGCCCGGCUAUGAGCUGGGACCUGACAAGAGGAGCUGUGAAGCGGCUUGUGGCGGACUUCUUACCAAGCUUAAUGGCACCAUAACCACUCCAGGCUGGCCCAAGGAGUAUCCUCCUAAUAAAAACUGUGUGUGGCAGGUGGUUGCACCAACCCAAUACAGAAUUUCUAUGAAGUUUGAGUUUUUUGAGUUGGAGGGCAAUGAAGUUUGCAAAUACGAUUACGUGGAGAUUUGGAGUGGUCUUUCCUCUGAGUCUAAGUUGCAUGGCAAAUUUUGUGGCGCUGAAGUGCCUGAUGUGAUCACAUCUCAGUUCAACAAUAUGAGAAUUGAAUUCAGAUCUGACAAUACUGUAUCCAAGAAGGGCUUCAAGGCACAUUUCUUCUCAGACAAAGACGAAUGCUCCAAGGAUAAUGGUGGGUGUCAACAUGAAUGUGUCAACACAAUGGGAAGCUACAUGUGUCAGUGCCGUAAUGGAUUUGUGCUGCAUGAAAAUAAACAUGACUGCAAGGAAGCUGAGUGUGAACAGAAGAUCCACAGUCCAAGUGGCUUCAUCACCAGCCCCAACUGGCCAGACAAGUACCCAAGCAGGAAGGAAUGCACAUGGGAAAUCAGUACCACUCCUGGCCACCGAAUCAAAUUAGCCUUUGGUGAGUUUGAGAUCGAGCAGCAUCAAGAAUGUGCUUAUGAUCACUUGGAAGUAUUCGAUGGAGAAACAGAAAAAUCACCAAUUCUUGGAAGACUAUGUGGGAACAAGAUACCAGAGCCCCUUGUGGCUACUGGAAAUAAAAUGUUUGUUCGGUUUGUUUCUGAUGCAUCUGUUCAAAGGAAAGGCUUUCAAGCCACACAUUCUACAGAGUGUGGAGGCCGACUGAGAGCAGACCCGAAACCCAGAGAUCUGUACUCGCAUGCGCAGUUUGGUGAUAACAACUACCCGGGACAAGUGGACUGUGAAUGGCUGUUAGUGUCAGAACGGGGCUUUCGACUGGAGCUAUCCUUCCAGAUUUUUGAAGUGGAGGAAGAAGCCGACUGUGGCUAUGACUAUGUUGAGCUCUUUGACGGUCUCGAUUCGACAGCGGUGGGGCUUGGUCGAUUCUGUGGAUCAGGGCCACCAGAAGAGAUCUAUUCAAUUGGGGAUGCGAUUUUAAUUCAUUUUCACACUGAUGACACAAUCAACAAGAAAGGAUUUCAUAUAAGAUACAAAAGCAUUAGAUAUCCAGAUACUAUGCAUACCAAAAAAUAACACCAAAACCUCCAUCAAAACAUAAAGGAAUGUGCAUAAUGGAGAGAAGACGUAUUUUUUUUUAAAUGAAGAUAUUAGCACAAAUGUUUUAUAUAAUGAGUUUGACCAGAAGAAGACUUAUGAGGACAGGAUUCUCUCUGUGCUAAAAGAGAAGUUUUCAAGCCAGCUCUGAUCAACGUUGCCAAGAUACUGAAACUCCAUGCUGGGUGGUAUAAAUAUAAAUAAAGCUGGUGAGAAGGCAUCAUGUAACUUCAAGGAAGACUCCAGAGAUUUUGUUCACAGCCUGACAUAGAUGCCUUGCCAUUCAAACAGUUCGAUUCAGGGGCUGUGACUUGCAGCGUGUUUCUUUUUGACAAUUUUUCGAGAUUUGGGAGAAAUCAAAUGAUCUUGCAGGUCAUAAACUAAAAAACCCUCUUGUAUCUUAGGAUAAUUGUUUUGGCUUUGUAUCUUGCAUACGGAUCCACAUGGGAUGUUGCAAAAUGGGAGUCUUUGGAGGGCGGUUUGUACUUUAA